UCAGCGGGUGGAGAGGGAAGCUGUGAUUUCCACUCCCGCUGCCCGUGUGCGUCCCGACGGGUGCUGAGCACGGACAGCUCAUCACAGGAUGGCCGAUUCAGACACCUACUUGCGGCAGCCCUGGCGCACCGUGCACGGCAUCCCCAUGGUCAAUGCCUUUUCCCACAACUGGGAACGGAUUGACACCUUCCAGAGCCGCCCUGAGGACAUUGUGGUGGUCACCUACCCCAAAUCUGGCACCACCUGGGUCAGUGAGAUCAUGGACAUGGUCCUGAAAGGCGGUGACCCGGAAAAGUGCAAGCAGGAUCACAUUGUGAACCGGGUGCCCAUGAUGGAGUUUGCUGCCCCUGGGAAGUUACCGGCAGGCACAGAGCAGCUGGAGGCCAUGCAAUCCCCUCGCAUCAUCAAGACCCACAUCCCAGCUCAUAUCUUGCCCAAAUCCUUCUGGGAAAACCACUGCAAGAUGGUCUAUGUGGGACGCAAUGCCAAGGACGUGGCUGUCUCCUACUACCACUUUGAUUUGAUGAACAAGUUCCACCCACACCCCGGGACAUGGGCCGAGUACCUGGAGGAGUUCAUGGCUGGCAGAGUGGCAUAUGGUUCCUGGUACGACCACGUCAAGGGCUACUGGGAGCGCAGGAGGGAUCACCCCAUCCUCUACCUCUUCUACGAGGACUUGAAGGAGGACCUCCGCCGGGAGGUUGCCAAGGUGGCCCAGUUCCUGGGGCAGAAGCUGUCAGAUGCGGCGCUGGACACCAUCACCCGACACACGUCCUUCGAGGCCAUGAGGGACAACCCUGCCACCAACUACACCAAUAUUCCCUCUGACCUCAUGGACCAGAGCGUGUCGCCCUUCAUGCGCAAAGGCACCACCGGGGACUGGAAGAACCACUUCACCGUGGCCCAGAACGAGCGCUUUGAGCAGGACUAUGCGCAGAAGAUGUCAGGCACCGACCUGUGCUUCCGCACUCAGAUCUGAGGGGACGCCGCCGGACGCCCCCCAGAUCUGCCCUGUGCUGCGGUGGCACUGCUGCCGUUCCUUCCCUCCCCUGGAAGUGCUGGAGAGAAAUAAAAUGUGCUCCCUGA
Camarhynchus parvulus is the source of this 1086-nucleotide messenger RNA. RefSeq names its product sulfotransferase family cytosolic 1B member 1-like. The transcript is spliced from 8 exons. The record is from RefSeq and is a predicted model, not a curated record. The coding region runs from base 89 to 979 and encodes 296 amino acids. Lineage: Eukaryota; Metazoa; Chordata; Aves; Passeriformes; Thraupidae. Gene Ontology annotation, molecular function: sulfotransferase activity. Gene Ontology annotation, biological process: sulfation. Gene Ontology annotation, cellular component: cytoplasm.